AUUCAGCAGAAGCAGCAUAGUGCGUCGAGCGGAGAUGGAGGUAGAGCUGACCGGCUGUGAGCUCUUAUAAACUGGAGCUAAGAACAACAUCCGAGCCCGGAGAAUAACCAUGUUUAAUCCCGAACAGUGAACAUCUUCACCAGGAUCGCCUCAGAAACGCCAGCGUCAUGAAACCAGUCCUGUAUUGAGCCUCUCCUCGGUGGGUUGGCAUGGCCCAGUGAUGAACGGAGCGGUGGUGCCCGGUAGCCCCGAGCUCUCCUCCUCGUGCCCACUGCCUGACUGGCGAGAGUUCUGUGAGCUCCACGCUCGAGCUUCUGCUGCAGACUUCGCUGACAAGUUCCAGCGCUUUCUGUCAGAGAAUCCCUGCUACGACUCGCCAGGUGCUGAUGCCAGCUUCUCGCAGCACUUUGCCCAACAUUUCUUAGAGUGCUUCUCUGCAGCGCUGACCCAGGCCCGAGAGAACCAAGCAUCGUCUCCGGGGGAGGACGGCUCCAACGCGGCAGCAAAGUACAGCAUUGUUCCUUUCCUGGGAAUCCAAGGUUGCCCGCUGUCCUACGGUCACGACCUCUACCAGAGACGCAAGGACGCAGGGGCUUCAAGUGAAUCCUUGGACAGUAUGGACAGUGGAGGGGGAGGGAUAGACGGGGGAGGCAGUGGUACCACUGCCUCCAGAGGCCCUCAGACGACCCACAAGGUCUCUGCUCUGGGACAGUCCCGCAGUUCAGAGGAUGUGUCAGUCAGUCACCCAAAGGCUCGCUUCAAGAAGGGCUUCUCCCUGAGGAACAUGAGCCUGUGUGUGGUGGACGGAGUGAAGGAGAUGUGGCAUAGACGGGCCUCCCCCGAACCUGAUGCUCCCUCUGGGGCCAGGAAGGCUAACGGGGGAGGAGGAGGGGAGGCUGGGGGAGGGGAGAAGUGGUCCCAAAAGCUGCGGCUUCCACGGGGUUCCCAGGGCCACAAGGCUGAGCUGCUGGAAAUCCAAAGAGAGGGAGCCCUGAGGUACAUGGUGGCUGAUGACACAAACUGUAUGGGUGCUGCACAGUGGCAGAAGUGCCGUCUGCUACUGAGGAAGGCAAAGAGGGAGGAAGGGGAAAGGUUCCUGCUGGAGUUCUACGUGCCACCCAAGUCGUCAAAGCCCAAAGUUAGCAUCCCUCUGUCGGCCAUUGUGGAGGUGCGGACCACCAUGCCGCUGGAAAUGCCUGACAAGGACAACACCUUUGUCCUUAAGGUGGAAAACGGGGGAGAAUAUAUCCUGGAAACUAUUGACUCGCUGCAGAAAAACUCGUGGGUUGCUGACAUCCAGGACUGCAUAGACCCCGGUGACAGUGGCGAUGACAUCGAGUUGGCGUCGUGUCCUCAUGGUCAGGCCUCUAAAGACUGCUCCAUGGUGGCCUCUUGCAGCUGCGAGCUGCUUUCUGAGGGAGUGUACCGUGCUCCGGAGAGAUCGUGUUCUACAGCAGCAGAGCAUUACAGCACCUCCUCAGUCCGUUGCAGGGAACCUCCUUUCACCCAGCACCCAUCUCACAUGCCUUUAGAGCGCUUCCUCCAGUCCCCAGAGGCCCAGGGCUCCAACUCUUCUGCAGGUGGCGGUGGUGAAGGAUCAAAAGACUCAGAUGGAGAUGCCAGCUUGGCAGGUUACCCGUGGUUCCACGGCACGUUGUCUCGCGUACGUGCAGCUCAGCUGGUGCUCGCUGGCGGGGCAAGAAGCCAUGGGCUGUUUGUGAUUCGUCAGAGCGAGACGCGCCCGGGCGAGUACGUUCUCACCUUCAACUUCCAGGGCAAAGCCAAGCAUUUGCGUCUGUCGGUUAACGAGAAUGGGCAGUGCCACGUCCACCACCUCUGGUUCCACACCGUAUCGGACAUGUUGCGACACUUCCACGCCCACCCGAUCCCCCUUGAAUCUGGAGGUUCAGCUGACAUCACGUUACGCUCCUAUGUACAAGUACAGCGGAGCUCAAACACAGAUGCGACCUCGCCUCCAGUCCUCACUCCAUCCAGGGAUGCAGUGUGCCGCACAGAUUCAGCCCAGCCAGCUCUUCAUGCUCCUGGAAUCACAGCACCUACGGGGCCUCCAUCUGAUGCCCCACUUUCUUCAAGCACCUCCUCCUCACCCACCGCCCUUCCCUCCCUCUCCCGCAGUGACCCAGGUACCGGAGGAGGAGUAGGUGGAGGCUUACAGAGCCGGAGCAACAGCUCUGAACGCCUGCUGGAGGCCUCUAGUGGUACAUCUGAGGACUACCAUGAUGCUGAUGGGACUCGCAGGGCCCGAGCUGUGGAGAACCAGUACUCUUUCUAUUAAAUGACCCAGGGCAGGUCCAGUCAUAUAUUUUCUGACUGGAAGAGAUGCAGAAAGUUGGAGGCUACGUAGGCGGCUCUGCUGAUGAUGAAAAUGGUCCAAAUUACUGGAUCACCCAUCAUCCUGUUUGUUUAUUUUUGUUUUAAGGCAAUUUCCUGUUUCUCUAAUUUGACAAGGGAGGGGAUGAUGAUGCUAAGCAGUGUGCCCAUGCUCAUAAGCCCCUCUGCCUCUGUGGAUUUCUUUGAGUUAAUGGAAACAGUGAGGGCUGCAGGUAGAAAAGGAUGAGUUAAGAUUGAGAAGGAGUUGUUUAAAAAAAAAAAAAGAAAAAGCAGUGUGGGGAAUAUAAUCGUAGGUGGAGAAAGCAAGAGGAAGUCAUCCAGUAGAGUCAUAUGGCUUUGAUUCAUCUCUUCUGACCACUUCCCGUUCACCCUUACUCACAGUUCGCUGGGAGCAGAGCCUGUGUGUGUCACCACCCUGCUGCAAGUUUGCAAGUUUGAAAUGACAGUUCCUCCCUUCUGAGCUCUGUUAAUGUUUGUAAAGCUGCUUUGAGCCCGUCCCGGAUAUCCUCACUUUCCCUGUGGGCUUUUCCUACAGAGUACUGCUCUGGGUCUUUGCUCUACACUAACAUCAGUACAGCAAUCAUGGGUGUGUUAGUGUUAGCUUGGAGAUGUUUUUCCUGAACAUGUACAGCCUAAAGGGUCUUAGUGCCUGAUAAUUAUCUUACCUUGGACAGCAAGGAGGAUGACACGUCAUCAUCACAUCAAUCCAAAAAUUAAAGAUGAUUAUUUUACUGUUUAAAACAUACUGAACCUGCAUUUCUCUGCGUACUGGUUUCUUCUACAGUUUUAUUGAUGGCUGACACACACACACACACACACACACACACACACACACACACACACACACACACACACACACACACACACACGUACACGGUCAUAUGUUGUGUUACAAAUCAGUUUAAAACUGUUGAAAUGGAACAUGAACAAGUCUGCACGAACAGGAAAGCGUGGCUCCAAUUUUGUUGUCCUACUGGGGUAUUUCUAUGAGUGUGUGGUGGUGUAUUAGAGUCCAAAUAUUUUUCGAUGAUCGGUGUGCUACGGUAGUGUUUCUGAAACAUGGUUUUCGGGGUCCCUCCAUCUGGUGAUGGUUCUGUAUUCACGCUCAUCAUAUGAAUAACCUGUAGAUUAGAUAUCCUGUUGAUAUAGAUCACAUCGAAGUAAUGCCUUGAAGAUAUUAAUAUACCAAAUCCAGCAUUUAUCGGAGGGACUUGGGACAUAUUGUUUUGAAUGGUGGCAGUAUUGUGUACUGUAUAUGUGGCCCGCAGGUGCGCUUGUGGGUGUGACCUGGAAUGAUACAGUUAGUCAAAUAAAGGUUACUAGAUGGCCAUGCUUGAAUGGGAAAAUAUGGCUUCACUGCCUUACUUUAUGGUGACACAGAGCUAAGCUUUAUGCUAAAAAUGAAUAAAGAAAACAUGAUUUUCACAAAAGGAAAAGUGUGACAUCUUUGGAAAUAUUGCUCAGACUAUUACAAUUAUUAUUAGUAAUGUAAUACCACCAGAGCUCUGUUACAGAGAGCCUGGUCACUUCCUGCUACUGCCAUUGUACUUAAAUUGGCUGCAGUUCACCUGGAGAGUGAACAGCGGCAAAGUCCUCAAUGCAUGGGAGUGAAUAGAUUAGCAGAACUUAUCUGGACCCGCGCUGGAUUUUAUUUCAACUUUGUAAAUAUAUUAUCAAUUGUUUUGAUUUUCUUACAGUGGAACAGAUUUUUUUAUAUUGAAAACUAGAGCAGUAAGGGAUUUAUGACAGGACAUCCUCCCUCAGUGGCAUGUUUCCAAACUAUGACUCUGACUGACGUUAGGAGCAUAGUCAAAUCAAAAGAGAAACUUUCCUGUGCAUAAGAAGCAGUUGGUUGUGGUGGUAAGUGGUGGCUGCUGUCAGGUGAUUCCUGGUAGAAAUCUCAUGCUACUCAUUUCAUGUCUUAAACCAGACAUGCAACAUCUGUAAUGCUUACAGGUGUUUUACUAUGCGUUCCCAUAGAAAGUAAAAAAAUUGAAUUAUAUCUAUCGUCUCAGACACGUUUAUCAAAAACAUAAUAAAAUUUGCCUGAAAUGUUUGGUUGGUAUUUUUUUUCCCCCACAUGAACCAGUUCAUUCUGGAUUAUCUUGUGAAACAGGAAGUUCUGUUUCCUUUGAAGCCACACUGCCAAAAGGUGAUUAAUUUAGCUCAAAGACUGGAAACACAGGGGACAGCUUUCCAGGCCGUGUCUCAGUUGUCCAGUGUGUACAAAAAUACAUAUGGAUUGCAUGCCGGACUAAUUUUUGGUUGGAGCUACUUUCCAGGCGACCUGCAAAUUCUCCCAAACAAAAGAAUAGGCCGAACUGCUGAUAAAACCAAUUAAAGGAGACAUAAGUGAGCCUUGGAGGUGCCCAUAGAUGGAUAUUGUCACCUUGAAGAGAGCCAGGCUAUCUUAGCUGCAUCCUCUUUGUUUCCGGUGUUAAAUCCAGAGUGAUGAGAUUUUGUUCCCACUGGACAAUAACCCAUGAUAUCUUUCCAGCACACUGCAAUUCAAAUGGUCUGAGAUGGGACCAUCUUUCUUUCAUCUGAGACUAUAGCCAAUCACAGGUAUUUUCAGGCCAGGUCAGGUGUGUGGAAAGUGUUAGUACAGUGGGUUAAGCAGAGGCCCUUCAGAGUACCUGCAUAUGCCCAUGCUCAUCAGAUGGGAAGGUCUUAGAGGGGAGAGCUGUGCUAGAUUUUCACCUGCUACAGCCUUAUGCUACUGGAUGGUCUAAAUGAUAGAUUUGGCAACUCCAGCUUCAUAUUUACUGUCAUCAGUCAUCUGAACUGUCUCUUGGCAAGACAGUAAACAAGCAUAUUUCCUAACAUGUCAACCUUUUUUUUUAUUUUACAUAUGAAGACAAAACAGACAAAUUUCAAGUCAUUGCAACAGCCAAGCAAGCAGCUACAUGUAACAGGUGGCACAUAUGCAACACUUCAGUUGUAAAAAAAAAAAAAAAAACAUAUCAAGAGUUAACUGUCCUUUCAAGCGUGGCCAUUUAGCCUUUCAAAUAAUUGCAGUCGAGGAGUGGAUGGAGCAGUUCAUGUGCCAAUUUGAAUCCUAUUUUUGAGACAUAUUUAUUCCUCAGCUGUUGUAAAAUGACAUCCUAUUGAGUCUUACUUAUGUACAAUUGAUUGAUUCUUCUUGUUUGUUGCAAGAAAGCCAUCUCACAUAUCACAGAUUACUCAUGUCUCCCUUUUUAUUUUCUUAACACUCUUACAGCUGAAUUUUCUGUUGUCUGACUGAGUUUUGAAGAGUCUGUGCAAUUUUGUACAAAGUGAUGUACUUGACAUACUACUUUAUA
This is a messenger RNA of Archocentrus centrarchus (flier cichlid), 5654 nucleotides long. It is a transcript of the gene sh2b2, whose product is annotated as SH2B adaptor protein 2. The record is from RefSeq and is a predicted model, not a curated record. Gene Ontology annotation, molecular function: transmembrane receptor protein tyrosine kinase adaptor activity. The transcript is spliced from 9 exons. The coding region runs from base 221 to 2296 and encodes 691 amino acids. Lineage: Eukaryota; Metazoa; Chordata; Actinopteri; Cichliformes; Cichlidae. Gene Ontology annotation, biological process: antigen receptor-mediated signaling pathway; intracellular signal transduction. Gene Ontology annotation, cellular component: plasma membrane.